Messenger RNA from Fundulus heteroclitus (mummichog), 3254 nucleotides. RefSeq names its product sodium/potassium/calcium exchanger 1. Gene Ontology annotation, molecular function: calcium channel activity; calcium, potassium:sodium antiporter activity. Gene Ontology annotation, biological process: long-term synaptic potentiation; calcium ion transmembrane transport; long-term synaptic depression. Gene Ontology annotation, cellular component: membrane. The record is from RefSeq and is a predicted model, not a curated record. Lineage: Eukaryota; Metazoa; Chordata; Actinopteri; Cyprinodontiformes; Fundulidae. The transcript is spliced from 12 exons. Bases 587 to 2926 code for a protein of 779 amino acids.
AAUGAAAAAUCCUAAAACAAACCAAGACUCAAACCUAAACUGAAUCAUUUUUGUUUCCUCGAAAGCGCAAUUCCUGACGGACUGAUCAGAAACAAAGUGUCACUUUCGUUAUUAGAGGUUAUUAAUGAGCCAAUCAGAGGGAGCCAGUGAACACCUGGGUGACCACACCCCGAUCCUGGCGCAGCUGGAGGAGCGCUGCCUUAUUGAUGGCAGCCUCCCGAGGGAAGGGGAAGGUGAGAGGCGCUCCUCCUCAUCUAAUCCUCUUAGCGGCAUUAUGCUGAGCUGCGGCCAAGCCCCGACAUGCGGUGCGCCCUUGUAGCUGCCCAAACCCCGGAGUCAGCAUCUCUGCGUCGGUGGCGCACAGCUGGAGGGGUCGGUCCGCGGCGGAGAGGAGGCCCAGCAGCCGGUGGCAGCUGCAGUCCCUCCACAGGUUGAAGCUGCCCUGCUGUGAAAAGAUGACCGCCGCUCUCCGUCUGCCUCUGCUCCGUCUCUGGAGUCUUCUCGCCACAUAACGGCACAGGAGCCGCCGAAGGAAUCGCAAUGCACCUCACCUAACUUCCAGCGGGGUUCCCCCCAGACGCUGAGCAUGCAGUCGCCUCAGAGGAGGCGGCUCAGGCGUAGCCGCGUCCUCUUCUUCGUCUCGGGCGUGCUGCUGUGUUCCAUCUACGCGCUGAGUCUGAAGUCCCGGCAGCCCCGAGCCCCCAUCAGGACUGGGGAUGGAGCGGACGGGGGCGGUGGGGCCGCCGUAGAGGUCAGGCUACGGGAGGUGAGGGCACCCAAUCAGACCGAGGAGGAGGAGGUUGUGACGUCGGAGAGCACCAAGCCUCCCCUGGUGAUGGUCGUCAACAGGACAGAUCUGGAGCAGUGCAUCUACGUGGAGCCUCGGGCGCCCAGACCGCCGCCGGCUCCCCCGCUGCCCACCACCACAGCUCCUCCCCAACACCCACUGCAGCCCCCACACAGCAAGGGAGACUACCCAGAGGACAUUUUCUCCGUGGAGCAGAGACGCCAGGGCUGGGUGGUCCUGCACGUCCUCGGCAUGACCUACAUGUUUGUGGCCCUGGCCAUCGUCUGCGACGAGUUCUUCGUGCCGGCGCUGGGGGCCAUCACCGCCAAGCUGGAGAUCUCGGACGACGUGGCCGGGGCCACCUUCAUGGCGGCCGGCGGCUCCGCCCCGGAGCUCUUCACCUCCCUCAUCGGCGUCUUCAUCUCCCACAGCAACGUGGGCAUCGGCACCAUCGUGGGCUCGGCCGUCUUCAACAUCCUGUUCGUGAUCGGCAUGUGCGCCAUCUUCUCCCGGGAGAUGCUGCACCUCACCUGGUGGCCGCUCUUCAGGGACGUGACCUUCUACAUCGUGGACCUCGUCAUGCUCAUCGUCUUCUUCCUGGACAACGUGAUCUGGUGGUGGGAGAGCGCCAUGCUGGUGCUGGGCUACAUGAGCUACGUGGUCUUCAUGAAGUUCAACAGCCAGAUCGAGCGGACGUUCAAAAGCCAGCUCAACAAGCACAUGAGCAUCGUCAAGGUGUGGAGCGCCGCGGAGCCGGAGAAGGAUAGCGAGGCUGCACCUCCUCCUCCUCCUCCUCCUCCGCCUCCACCGCCUCCUGCUGCGCCCCAAAAAACGGAAAACAAACCCAAAGCCGAAGCCGCGCCGCCUGCACCGGGCAGCCCUCAGCACAACAACCUGCAAGCAGAACCACAGGAGGACAAAGCUCGGCUCAGGGUGCGUCCGGUCCUGCAGCGAGGCGGCAGCUCGGCGUCGCUCCACAACACGUCGCUGAGGAGCACCAUCUUCCAGCUGAUGAUCCACACCCUGGACCCGCUGGGAGAAGAAGCUGCCCUCAGAGGGGCCGUAAGAACCAGUCGGCCAAAGAAAAUCACAGAAGAAACGUCGUUUAACGGUGACGUCAAAGGGGAGGGGCCUGUGCAGAAGAAAGCAAAGAACAAAGUAAAACCCCUGGAUGUCCCGGUGUCAGAGAAACGACAGAACAAGUCGCGGCACCGCCCCGUUGGAGAUGCAGGUCAGAAACCAAAGUCCGAGCAGUCUGCUUCUGCCGGAACACCAGGGGGCGCCGCAGCUCAGCCGUCCACCUCGCAGCCUCCGACAGAGGAGGCCCCACAGAAGACCUCUGAAAAGGCAGAGGAGUCAAAGGCAGCAGAAUCCGAGGGAGGACCGGGAGGCUCCCAGGACGGCAGCGAAGAAGGCAGCGGUGAAGAUGAAAGCAGCGACUCCGGUGAGAGCGAGGAAGAAGAUGAGGAAGGUGACGAAAAUAAAGAGGGGGAGGAGGAGGAGGAGGAGGAAGAGGAGAACGAGCCGCUGUCUUUGGAGUGGCCUGCGACUCCACGCAAACAGGCCACCUACCUCUUCCUGCUGCCCAUCAUCUUCCCGCUGUGGCUGACGCUGCCGGACGUCCGCAACCCGGGCUCCAGAAGAUUCUUCAUCAUCACGUUCGCCGGCUCCAUCUUCUGGAUCGGCAUCUUCUCCUACCUGAUGGUGUGGUGGGCUCAUCAGGUAGGCGAGACCAUUGGCAUUUCUGAGGAGAUCAUGGGCCUGACCAUCCUGGCGGCGGGGACAUCCAUCCCAGACCUCAUCACCAGCGUGAUUGUAGCUCGCAAAGGUUUGGGAGACAUGGCCGUCUCCAGCUCAGUGGGAAGCAACAUCUUUGACAUCACCGUUGGGCUGCCCGUCCCCUGGCUCAUUUUCACCGCCCUGCACAGCGGCGAGCCGGUCGCCGUCAGCUCCAACGGCCUCUUCUGCGCCAUCGUGCUGCUCUUCCUCAUGCUGCUCUUCGUCAUCAUCUCCAUCGCCGUGUGCCGCUGGAGGAUGAGCAAAAAGCUGGGCGUCACCAUGUUCGCACUGUACUUUGUGUUCCUGGUUCUCAGCGUCCUGCUGGAGGACCGGGUCCUCAUCUGUCCCAUUUCAAUCUGACGCCGCUGAGGCGCAUGAACUUCUGGACCGGAGCGGUUCUGCAGGAGUUAUGUCGGAUCCAAGACUCUCCUGCUGUGUGUGUGUGUAACUCAGAAAUGUAUUAGUUCUCCUAGUAGCACCAUUAUGACUGAGGUAACAUUACUGUUCUGUCAUCUAAGGCCCCACACGGCAUAUAUAUGAAUACCAUUUUAAUAUUUAUGACCCAGUCUGUCGUAAACGCAGUUAAACAAUCCACAAAGCUGAUGUAGCGAUAGUUUCUGGAUUACAUAGCGCCUUAAAUUACUGCUGGACCCCUAGAGUCCAGAUUUAUUCCUUCUUUUUUUUUUUU